Candida tropicalis MYA-3404 is the source of this 1272-nucleotide messenger RNA. RefSeq names its product uracil-DNA glycosylase. Gene Ontology annotation, biological process: base-excision repair, AP site formation via deaminated base removal; base-excision repair. Bases 1 to 1272 code for a protein of 423 amino acids. Gene Ontology annotation, molecular function: uracil DNA N-glycosylase activity. The transcript has a single exon. Gene Ontology annotation, cellular component: mitochondrion; nucleus. The record is from RefSeq and is a predicted model, not a curated record. NCBI's taxonomy places the organism in Eukaryota, Fungi, Ascomycota, Pichiomycetes, Serinales, Debaryomycetaceae.
AUGUCAAUGCUUCGACGAGGCUCAUAUUCAACUAUUUCAUUUAUUACAAGAGUUAACAUUAUUUAUAGAAGAAGCAUAUCCAAUUCGCUGUACAAAAUGUCAAAACGUAUUCUAAUUACUGAUUUUUUCAGUAAAGAUGUAUCAAAGGCCAAAAAAACAAAAAUCCAAAAGUCAAAGAUAAGAAAACCUACUGAGAAGAAGAAAGAUAUUCUGAAUGGUAAACAAACUAUUGCUAAGGAACAGAUCGAGAAAUCAGAGGAAAAAGAACUAAAAGAUGAGAAAGCAGUAGAUGAAGUGUCAAAAGAUGAAAAAUUAGUAGAUGAGGUGUCAAAAGAUGAGAAGGUAGUAGAUGAAGUGUCAAAAGAAGAAAAACCACAGGAUAUAAAGAAUCAAACAAAAUCUGAUGAAGAAGUAUCUGCUCCAGAAUUUAAUGGUAUUGUUAAAGAUCAUCCAGAUAACUAUGAUAAAUUUUGUGAAAAAUUCAAUUUCAAUAAAUCCAAAUGGGUAGAUUCAUUAAAUCCCGAGCAAAGAGAAUUGUUACGUUUAGAGAUUGAAAGUUUACAUAUAACAUGGCUUGCAUUUCUUCAUAAAGAAUUGACAAAACCAUAUUUUCUUAAAUUAAAGAAAUUUUUGAAAUCACAACUGGGAAAGACAAUUUAUCCACCUGCUAAUCAAAUUUACUCUUGGUCACAAUUGACACCAUUACCUGAUGUGAAAUGUUUAAUUAUUGGACAAGAUCCAUAUCAUGGACCGAAUCAAGCACAUGGAUUGGCAUUUUCUGUACUCGAACCGACGCGCCCUCCUCCAUCAUUGGUUAAUAUCUAUAAAACAAUAAGUAAUGAUUAUCCAAAUUUCGAAGUACCAGAUCCUAAGAAACAACCAGGAGGAGGUAAUCUUACCAAAUGGGCCAAGAGAGGAGUUUUGAUGCUUAAUGCUGUUCUUACAGUAGAAGCUCAUAAAGCAAAUAGUCAUGCUAAUCAAGGUUGGGAAGAAUUCACUGAGAAUGUGAUUAAAAAUAUUUUGGAAUUUCAUAAAGAUGAUGCUCUUGUUAUUAUGGCAUGGGGUUCGCCAGCUCAGAAAAGAGUAGCCAAAUUUAAAAUGGCUUCUAAUAAAGAUCACUUUUUAGUUUUGAAAACAGUUCAUCCUUCACCAUUGUCAGCUUAUCGUGGAUUUUUGAACCUGAAAGUCUUCCUUCAAUGUAAUGAAUUUUUGGAGAAACACCAAAAGGAUAAAAUAGACUGGGGUUUAAUAGAUGGAAAUAUUGUGAAAUAG